Funneliformis geosporum is the source of this 432-nucleotide messenger RNA. Lineage: Eukaryota; Fungi; Glomeromycota; Glomeromycetes; Glomerales; Glomeraceae. The record is from the annotation of a GenBank genome assembly.
AUGGUUUUUAAGGAAACAAAUGAUUCGUCAUAUCUCAAUGGGGAUAAGCUUAGAAAAGAAGCUUUAAAACAACAGUUUGAUUUAUCAUUCCUGACUGUGUUCGGAAAGCAUUAUUUAAUCUCAGUUGGAUUAUAUCGAUUUAUUUUGCCCAUAUUACGCAAUAAAUUUCGUGAAAAUGGAAAUAUAGUGGAAAUAGUGCAAUAUCACCGAGAUAUUCUGCCUUACAAAGGAACAACCACGCCUUCUGUCUUAGAUAAUGAUAUGGAAAAUUAUGUUCCAAAACCAGCAGAUGAUUUACAUUCUUUUGUGUGCACAAUGUAUUUUUUGCGUAAUCCACUGAAGCAGCCCGAUCUAGUAUACAGGCUAUCAAAGAUUAUUGGAAUAGUGAAUUAUGGAAAAGAUGUCAAAUGCAGCAGACAACAAUUAGGUUAA